Messenger RNA from Cucumis sativus (cucumber), 1322 nucleotides. Its product is annotated as WAT1-related protein At5g64700. Bases 51 to 1115 code for a protein of 354 amino acids. Gene Ontology annotation, cellular component: plasma membrane. Gene Ontology annotation, molecular function: transmembrane transporter activity. The record is from RefSeq and is a predicted model, not a curated record. The transcript has 7 exons. NCBI's taxonomy places the organism in Eukaryota, Viridiplantae, Streptophyta, Magnoliopsida, Cucurbitales, Cucurbitaceae.
GCAAUAGCUAUAUACACACAGAAGAAGUACUGAUAGAUGUGUUGUAAAACAUGAGUUUAGAUGAUAUGGAAAAAAAAAUGGAUUCAAAGAAGCCUUAUUUUGGAGCUCUUGUUUGUCAAUUAACAUUUGCUGGGAUGAGUUUAUUCUCAAAGGCUGCCUUUGUUUCUGGUAUGAAUACUUAUAUUUUUCUUUUCUACAGGCAAGCUUUUGGCAGUAUCGUCUUACUUCCUCUCACCAUUUAUUUUGCAAGAAAGGAGAUGAGAAGUUUGUCAAAAGCAGAUGUGAUGAAGAUUUUCUUGCAGGGCCUUUUGGGGUUUACCAUUGGGUUGAACGUUUAUGGAUUAGGAGUUAAGUAUACAUCAGCAACUUUGGGAGCCGCAGCCUUUAAUUGUGUUCCUGUUACUACAUUCUUCUUUGCUCUUCUUUCAAGGAUGGAGAAGGUAAAUAUAAGAAAAGCAAGUGGAAUGGCAAAGGUUGGAGGCAUAAUAUUGUGCAUUGCUGGUGUUGCAGUUCUUGCAUUUUACAAAGGCCCUUAUUUGAAACCACUCUUCAAUUUUCACCUUUUUCAAACGCAACAAUCCCACGUUUCUUCCAAAAAAGAAUGGAUUCUUGGCUGUUUCUUGCUCUUCCUUACUUGCCUUACAUGGGGCUUGUGGUAUGUUCUUCAGGCUUGGGUUUUGAGAAGUUGUCCAUCUCCACUUGUGUUAACAUUUGGACAAACAUUUUCAAGUGCCAUUCAAUCAUUUGUUGUGGCUAUUGCAAUUGAAAGAAACCCUUCGGAAUGGAAGUUGGGUUGGAACAUUUCCCUAGCUGCUAUUCUUUAUUGCGGAACUUUCGUAAUUCCUGUUGGAAACUAUUUGUCAAGUUGGGUGGUAAAAAAGAAAGGUCCAGUUUUUCAAGCUGUUACCACACCUUUUAAUCUCAUUUUCACACUCAUUGGUUCUGAAUUUCUUUUAAAUGAUGGAAUUAGCUUGGGAAGCAUAAUUGGUGCCAUACUGUUGGUGUUGAGCCUUUAUAGUGUUUUAUGGGGAAAAAAGAAGGAAGCGAGUUGUUUUGAUACAGAAAACAACACUAAUGUUGUUCCAACGGAAACGAAAACGUUAAAUAACAUUUAAAUUUUGUAGAAUCACGUAAUUGUUGAUGUUCUUAUUGAGUUGUACUUAAAUGAGCUAUCAUUAUAAAACAUAUUAUCCUAUCGACUUUUCUUCUAUCAUUUUUUCUUUUUAUAUUUUGUUUGUUAAAGUAAAAGUUUCAUCAAACUCUAGUUUAAGAUUUGAUGUACAUUAAUUUUAAUCAAUUUGUGUUUAAAUGGCCGUUUAACA